Molecule: messenger RNA, 3012 nt
Organism: Chanos chanos (milkfish)
Lineage: Eukaryota; Metazoa; Chordata; Actinopteri; Gonorynchiformes; Chanidae
Exons: 1
Coding region: 1-3012 (1003 amino acids)
Biological process (GO): DNA integration
Molecular function (GO): nucleic acid binding
Source: RefSeq, a predicted model, not a curated record
AUGGAGCUAGACACAGGAUCAGCCUUAUCUGUCAUUUCAGAGUCUGACUACAAACAGCUGUUCCCUAAGCUACCAUUAGUGCAGACCUCAGUGAUGCUUAAGACCUACACAGGUGAAAAAGUGUCUCCAAAAGGCAAACUGAAGGUAAAAGUGACAUAUGGUGGGAAAACACAGCAGUUGGAGUUGUAUGUUCUGAAAAAUGGAGGGCCAGCACUUUUCGGACGUGAAUGGUUGAGGAAGAUCCAGUUGGACUGGCACACCAUUAAAGCUCUAAAUAUGUCAUCAGCAGGCAAUUGCAGCCCGCACAGUGUAACACGGAGACUAUCACAGCUACUCAGUGCCAAUGACAGGGUGUUUGCAGAGGGUAUUGGUACACUAAAGGGGAUGAAGGCAAGAAUUGAAUUGGAUGAAAAGGCAACGCCAAGAUUCCAUAAAGCCCGUCCAGUGCCUUAUGCGCUUAGGCCAAAGGUGGAUGCUGAACUUCAGAGCUUGGAGGCAUCUGGAAUCCUAUCAAGGGUUGAAUGGAGUGAUUGGGCCACGCCCAUUGUCCCUGUGAUCAAGAAAGGAAAGGCUGAAGCUGUUCGUAUAUGUGGAGACUUUAAAGUAAGCAUCAAUCCUGUGCUGCGCACUGUGCAGUAUCCACUGCCACGAAUAGAAGAUAUCUUUGCUUCGUUGGCAGGAGGGGAGAAGUUCUCAAAGAUCGACCUGGCACAGGCCUACCUGCAAAUGGAGAUUGAGGAGUCUAGCAGGAAGUUCCUCACAAUCAACACUCACAGAGGACUGUUCCAGUACAACAGGCUUGUCUUUGGUGUUGCGUCGGCUCCAGCGAUCUGGCAAAGAGCGAUGGAUCAAGUCCUUCAAGAUAUCCCCGGAACCCAGUGUUACCUGGACGACAUCAUUGUGACAGGCAAGAAUGAUGAAGAGCAUCUUCAGAACCUUAGCAAAGUGCUCACCAGGCUGAGUGAGUAUGGCCUGCAUGCAAAGAGAAGCAAGUGCGAGUUUUUCAAGAGUGAAAUCUCAUACUGUGGACAUGUCAUUGACAAGCACGGCUUACACAAAUCACAAGAGAAAAUUGAGGCAGUGCUUCAAGCACCAAAACCAGAGAAUGUGUCACAACUAAGGUCAUUCUUAGGGCUCGUCAAUUAUUAUCACAAAUUGCUCCCAAACCUUGCUACAACAUUGCACCCCCUGAAUACACUGUUACAGACAGGAGUAAAAUGGGAGUGGUCUGAGAAAUGUGACAGGGCGUUUGAAGAAAUAAAAAGACUCAUAACAUCUGAUGAACUACUUACCCAUUAUGACCCAACACGACCCAUCAGACUGGCAUGCGACGCUAGUCCCUACGGGAUUGGCUGUGUCUUGUCACACGUCAUGAAAGACGGAUCUGAACGUCCAAUUGCAUUCACUUCAAGGUCACUGACGAGCGCAGAGCGCAAUUAUGCACAGAUCGACCGGGAGGCCCUCAGUCUAGUAUGGGGUGUCAAGAAGUUCCACCAUUACCUCUACGGACAAAGGUUUACUCUUGUGACAGACCACCAACCCCUCGUGUCAAUUUUUAACCCUCGUAAGGGAAUCCCAGUGAUGUCGGCGACCCGCUUGCAACGUUGGGCACUGUACCUUGGAGCACACUCUUAUGACAUUGAAUUCAAAGGCACCAGACAACACAGUAAUGCUGAUGGGUUGUCGCGUCUGCCACUGUCAACAACAGAAGAGGAAAAAACUUCAUCCCUGGAUCCAGCGGAGGUGUUCCAUACAGCAGUGGUGGAUCAGCUGCCAGUGACAAACACUGAAAUACAAAGACAAACUAGGAACGACCCAACUUUGUCAAAAGUCUACAACAUCACAAUGCAAGGAUGGCCAGCUCACGGUAACUCCAUGUUUCCAGAGUUUUCAGCCAGGCGAGACCAACUCUCAGUAUGCCAGGGAACCCUGAUGUGUGGAUCUCGUGUUGUAGUUCCCUCAAAGUUGCGCAGCAGAGUCUUAGAGAAUCUACACGAAGGACAUCUGGGCACAGUCAAGAUGAAGAGUCUAGCCCGGAGCUAUGUGUGGUGGCCAGGUAUAGAUAAACAGAUUGAAGACCUCACCAAAGGCUGCUCAGGAUGCCACAGAGUUCAGAAUGCACCGCCACAGGCACCCCUUCACCCAUGGGAGUGGCCAUCUGCCCCAUGGCAAAGAGUGCAUAUUGACUUUGCCGGGCCAUUCAUGAACUCCAUGUUCCUGAUUGUUGUUGAUGCCCAUUCCAAGUGGCCAGAGGUGAUACCGAUGAAGUCAACCACAUCAGAAAAGACCAUUGCUGCUCUUAGGUCCAUUUUCUCCAGAAAUGGCGUACCUGAACUGAUUGUGAGUGACAACGGGUCUCAAUACACUUCAGAAGAGUUCAGUCUAUUCAUGAAGAAAAAUGGCAUCAAGCACUUCAAGUCAGCGCCUCACCACCCAGCCACGAAUGGGUUAGCUGAAAGGUUUGUCCAAACUUUCAAGAAGUCCAUUAAAGCUAUGGAGAAGGAGGACAUUUCUCUUCAGCACAAGGUGGAUAAUUUCCUCUUUGCAUAUCGAAACUCUGUUCAUGCAACGACAAAUCAAACACCUGCUAUGCUGUUCAUGAACAGAAAUCUGAGAUCUCGCAUAGACCUCCUGAAACCAGAUCUGCGAAGGGAAGUGCAUAAUAAACAGUUCAGCUAUGUGCCAAUUAAGGCUGCAAGACACUUUGAGAUUGGACAGGAAGUCCUAGCUCGUGACUACCGGGAAGACAAGUGGACCCCUGUUAGGAUAGCAACGAGAACUGGACCACUGAUGUAUACAGUGGAUGUGGGAGAGCAUACCUGGAGACGUCAUGUGGAUCAGAUUAAGGAUGCACAGCCAAAGAACAACACCUUACCUUCUUCAGACUUACCUCCCAGUGAUGAUCACACCACUAAUAUCAAUGUGACACCUGCAACAGAGACCCUUGUCCUUGACAAGAUCCCUGCUACCCUUGAUGUUACUCCGCAGGUUACUCCAGAGACGUUAUCCUGA